AUGGCCAGAUUGCCUCUGCUAAGCAGCCAGCGCAGCGACCGUAGCCUGGUGGAGACCGGGGACCACAUCUUAUCGGCAGUCCCGGGCAUCCGGCUCGCCGGCAGCGGGGAGUUCAUGGGCGGCGUGCUUAGGGCCACGGGCUGCGUUGGGAUGUCGAUGACCAGGUUCUCCUUGCUGCGCCCGGAGGCUGAGCAGGUCGCGGCGGCGGCGCUAGCGCUGGCGAUAGGUGGCGGGGGCGUGGCCAGGCCGACGUUGGUGCCCUCGUCGUGGGUGCCCUAG
Molecule: messenger RNA, 279 nt
Organism: Miscanthus lutarioriparius
Lineage: Eukaryota; Viridiplantae; Streptophyta; Magnoliopsida; Poales; Poaceae
Source: the annotation of a GenBank genome assembly